Rasamsonia emersonii CBS 393.64 is the source of this 504-nucleotide messenger RNA. RefSeq lists its product as uncharacterized. Lineage: Eukaryota; Fungi; Ascomycota; Eurotiomycetes; Eurotiales; Trichocomaceae. The transcript is spliced from 2 exons. Bases 1 to 504 code for a protein of 167 amino acids. The record is from RefSeq and is a predicted model, not a curated record.
AUGGGGAUUUUCGUCUUUAUAGAAGUCACCUUCGAUUUCCCCCGUCUCUACCCUUUAGGCACCUACAUGCGCAGCUGGAACAAGGCAUUCACCUGCCACGAAAACCACGCGAAGCAAACAACGUGGAUCAACGAGUAUCAGACACAAGAAUCCCGAUGUGAACUUCUUCGCCAACGGGCAAUAUAUCUGCAAGAGGAUGUAGAUGCUUUACAAAAAAUCCCUGAAAAAGAUAUUGCGCCUGAACAAGUGCAGCAGCUGCAAUCCUUGGAGGAAGAGCUUGCGCAGGUUAAGCAGCAGUACUGGAGCGGUCGACAAACACUCGGCGAUUUGCUAGUUCUGUGGCGUGCGGGUGCUGUGUUCGGAGUCGUGGGAUAUAUGGGGAUGAUACGGAUGUCAGGGGAUAAUAAUAGUAGUUUAGAGGCUGGUCAUCAAUCACAUGAAAGACUACUGAUACCAGGCUUUCAGAUCUGUCUUCAGUCUACUUGCAUGCAUUCUAAAAUCUAA